Messenger RNA from Aspergillus heteromorphus CBS 117.55, 5110 nucleotides. It is a transcript of the gene nte1, whose product is annotated as lysophospholipase. NCBI's taxonomy places the organism in Eukaryota, Fungi, Ascomycota, Eurotiomycetes, Eurotiales, Aspergillaceae. The transcript is spliced from 2 exons. Gene Ontology annotation, molecular function: phosphatidylcholine lysophospholipase A1 activity. Gene Ontology annotation, biological process: lipid metabolic process. Gene Ontology annotation, cellular component: endoplasmic reticulum. The coding region runs from base 187 to 4749 and encodes 1520 amino acids. The record is from RefSeq and is a predicted model, not a curated record.
CCUCGCUGCACGUUUCCCUCUGCCUCAACCACCAUCUCGAAGCCCUGCGGUCGAGCCUGAGCUCUCCGGACGAAAGCAACACAUCCCACACAAAGGAGAGGGGCAGCGAGCCCGUGGCGCUGCCUGGGCCUUCCGGAGCUCUUAGCGGCUGCCUGGUCUCCAUCCUGCUGCCAACUCCUGGGAAUCAUGGCCCAUGACGGCAUCCCACCGACUCCCUCGCUUGACCCUUCAAGCCUGGGUCCGUUCCUGACCUCCGCACGAUCCCUCGCAUCCUCCUCCAUCCCCGCCGUAACCGCCAGCUUUUCCGUCGCCGGCCUCUCCUCACACCUCCCUCCCCCGCCGACACCCCCUCCGACACCCUCAACCAUGGUGGGGUGGAUCGGAUGGGUGUUUACCCUCGUUUUCUAUGUCAUCCCUAGCAUCCUCUACUGGAUUGUCACCUUCUCGACCAUCACGCUGCCCACAUGGCUGUUCACGCUCUUCUCCAUGAGCCUCACCUUCACCAUGAACUUCACCACCCUUCUCUUGAUUGCGCUGGUCGUGGUUUCGACCCUCAGCUGGUUCGUUCGGUACCGUUUCCUCAACAUGUACAGCCGCCUCCCCCCGGAGCCCCAACGCAAGGAACCCCAGCUCGACCUUUUCCCCGAUGUUCCCGAAGGUGAUAUAAAGCCGGGCCUGGCCAACUACCUGGAUGAGUUCCUAAGCGCCAUCAAAGUCUUCGGAUAUCUCGAGAGGCCCGUGUUCCACGAAUUGACCCGCACGAUGCAGACACGGAAGCUGAUCGCGGGCGAGACGCUCUUGCUGGAGGAAGAGAAGGGCUUCUGCUUGGUCGUCGACGGGCUGGUCCAGAUCUUCGUCAAAUCCAUACGGGACGGGAAGUCCGGUGCCGAGGAGGAAACCAGCCAAAUGAAGGGGGAAUCUUCCGACGAGGAUGAUCAUCGCAUGGAUGGAAAGCAAGGGUACCAGCUGCUCACCGAAGUGAAGAAUGGUGCCUCCAUGUCGUCCUUGUUCUCUAUCCUGUCGCUGUUCACGGAGGAUGUUCAAUUGCGCUAUGCAGACAGCGCGACUUCUAGUGCUUCCAGCGUAGGGCCCGGCCCGGCCUUGGCUCCUGACUCGUUCCCUGCCAGUCCACAGGGAGUGGCGGACGGCUCCCCGCGUGCAUUCCCACAGGAUCAUGCAGACUCGAUCCCCCACAUCGGUGCCGAUGACCUGCCCGCCGUGCCUCCACUGAACCUGGGGGGAAGUCAAACCCCGCCUACGCACACCUCUCGACACAACAAGACGCAUCCGACCAAAGCACGUCGUAAGUCGGUUCACCCGGACAUUGUUGCACGGGCAAUGGUCGACACGACCAUCGCUAUCAUCCCCGCCAGUGCUUUCCGUCGCCUGACCAGGGUCUAUCCGAAAGCGACCGCCCAUAUCGUCCAGGUCAUUCUUACGCGUCUGCAGAGAGUGACAUUUGCAACGGCACAUUCUUAUCUGGGCCUCAAUAACGAGGUGCUGGGAAUUGAGAGGCAAAUGACGAAGUUCACGACCUACGAUCUGCCGAAUGAUCUGCGUGGGGCAGCGCUGGACCGCCUCAAAGACAAGUUCAUCAAAGAGCGAGACCGUCUGGGGCCCGAGGAAGUGACCAAGGGAAUCGCAUUGCACAACCCGUAUUCCGGGAGGAGGCCCAGGUCAAGCAGCUUUCGAAGGAAAGACGCCGCCCUGCAAGCGAAGAUGGCGACCUCGAGACGCCCGGUUUCUUCCAUUACCCAGGAGAAUUCCUUCAUGAACGACCGGGAGAAUGCUGGAGUUAGCCCAGGGGAUCUCCUGUCCACCAUCCAGCUCUCGCGGUUUGGUCCUCGGUACGAGCAUCUGGCCCCGAGGUUGCUUAGUCCUCUGGCAGAGAAAGAGCAAUCCCCUCUACGAUCCCCGUCCCCGAUGAUCCCAAGUCGCGGGUCGUUCCAUCGGAAAGAUUCUAUUGACGAGGAUGCGCUUUUCCGCGAAUCAAUCCUGGAAUGCAUCAUGAAAGGGAUCGGUCUGACCGGCAGCAGUAAUGAUUUCCUUCGCAAAGGCAGCCAUGUUUCGGGAGACGUGUCUCCGAAACUCCUCUCCUAUGACUCUCGUCGCCAGAAGGCGGUGUUCAGCAACAACGCAUUUGGCUUUAUCGAUCCGUACGAAGGUUCCGCGGAUGGAGAUACGGAGUCCAUGAUGUCUAUGUCGGUAACUAGUGCUGGUGGCACCUCGCCUGUUGCCAGCUUGAGGGAAGAGCUCCGCAACGACAUCGAGAUCGUUUACUUCCCCCAGGGCUCCGUGCUAGUGGAGCAGGGUGAGCGCCAUCCCGGUCUGUACUACGUGGUGGAUGGGUUCUUGGACGUCGGCAUUCCCGCCAACGAGAAGGAGGAAGACCUGGUGGGAUCGUCGAGGCCGGCUCAAGAGGAGUUCUUCCCUAUCUUGAGGCGCACCAACACCAGCUCCUCUCGCGUGUCGAGUACGACAGCGGCACCGAACGAUCCCCGACGGAAGAAGCAAUCCAGGAAAUCUCUCUACCUCAUCAAACCCGGUGGGAUCCAAGGCUAUGUCGGAGCCGUGGCGUCGUAUCGCUCAUACACUGACGUCGUCGCCAAGACGGACGUGUACGUUGGAUUCCUUCCGAGGGCGGCCCUGGAAAGAAUUGCGGAGCGGUACCCUCUUGCCCUCCUGACACUAGCCAAGCGGCUUACCAGCGUGCUCCCGCGUUUGCUCCUCCACAUCGAUUUCGCGCUGGAAUGGGUGCAGGUCAGCGCCGGCCAAGUGAUAUACCACCAGGGCGAUGAGAGCGACGCGAUCUAUCUCGCCUUGAACGGGCGCCUGCGGUCUGUGCUCGAAGGCCCGGAUGGAAAGAUGACGGUUGUUGGCGAGUAUGGCCAGGGAGAAAGUGUGGGUGAGUUGGAGGUGAUGACCGAGUCGACCCGUCCGGCAACACUCCACGCCAUUCGUGACACCGAAUUGGCCAAGUUUCCCCGGACGCUGUUCAACAGUCUGGCGCAGGAGCACCCUGGGAUUACCAUCCAGGUAUCGAAGCUGAUUGCGCAACGGAUGCGGGAUUUGGUUGAACAUCCGGUGGCCGAGAAGGGCGUUGAGCCCAGCACCUUUGGCACCGUGAAGACCGCGCGGUCGACCCUCAAUCUUCGCACCGUUGGCAUUCUCCCCGUGACCGCUGGCGUGCCAGUCGUUGACUUUGGGAACCGACUGCUCCAGGCCCUGCACCAGAUCGGAGUCACAAACGGCGCCACCUCACUCAAUCAGGCAGCCAUUCUGAACCACCUUGGCCGACAUGCAUUCAGUAAGAUGGGAAAGCUGAAGCUGUCGCAGUAUCUGGCAGAUCUGGAGGAGAAGUACGGCAUGGUUCUCUAUAUUGCCGACACAACGGUCAAUUCUCCGUGGACGCAAACCUGCAUCACGCAGGCCGACUGUAUCCUGCUGGUCGGCCUGGCGGAAUCCUCGCCCAAUAUCGGCGAAUACGAACGCUUCCUACUUGGCAUGAAGACAACGGCCAGAAAGGAGCUGGUGUUGCUGCACGGGGAGCGGUACUGCCCCCCUGGAAUCACGCGCCAGUGGCUGAAGAACCGGGUCUGGAUCAACGGCGGCCACCAUCACAUCCAAAUGGCUAUCCGGCUGACGGCGGAGCCCUCUCACCCCCAAGCCAAGCGCUUUGGAACCGUGCUCAAACAGAGGGUGCAAGUCCUCCAGGCUGAGAUCCAGAAGUACACAUCGCGUCGGAUACGCCAAUCGGCGCUCUACUCUCCCCAAACCCCAUUCAAGGGCGACUUCCACCGCCUGGCGCGGCGGCUCUGUGGUCGGUCUGUCGGGCUGGUGCUAGGCGGCGGAGGGGCCCGAGGCAUCUCCCAGGUCGGCGUGAUCAAGGCCCUGGAGGAAGCGGGGAUCCCGAUCGACAUCAUCGGCGGCACCUCGAUCGGGUCCUUCAUCGGGGCACUCUACGCGCGGGACGCGGACGUGGUGCCCAUGUACGGCCGUGCGAAGAAGUUCGCGGGCCGCAUGGGCAGCAUCUGGCGGUUCGCGCUGGACCUGACGUACCCGACCGUGUCGUACACGACGGGACACGAGUUCAACCGGGGCAUCUUCAAAACGUUCGGGGACAGCCAGAUCGAGGACUUCUGGCUGGAGUUCUACUGCAACACGACCAACAUCAGCCGCUCGCGGGCCGAAUACCACUCGUCCGGCUACACGUGGCGGUACGUGCGGGCCUCGAUGUCCCUGGCGGGCCUGAUCCCGCCGAUCUGCGACGAGGGCAGCAUGCUCCUGGACGGCGGGUACAUCGACAACCUGACGGUGGGCUACAUGAAGGGGCUGGGGGCGGACGUGAUCUUCGCGGUCGACGUGGGCUCGAUCGACGACAACACGCCGCAGGGGUACGGCGACUCGCUGUCGGGGUUCUGGGCGGUGGUCAACCGCUGGAACCCGUUCUCGUCGUGCCCCAACCCCCCGACGCUGUCGGAGAUCCAGGCGCGGCUGGCGUACGUGUCGUCGAUCGAGAACCUCGAACGCGCCAAGAACACGGUCGGCUGUCUGUACAUGCGCCCGCCCGUCGACCAGUACGGCACGCUCGAGUUCAGCAAGUUCGACGAGAUCUACCAGGUGGGGUACGCGUACGGGAAGGAGUUCCUGGAGAAGCUGAAGAGCGAAGGAUCGCUGCCGCUGCCGGAGGAGACGGAGGAGAAGAAGAAGCUGCAACGGACGCUGGCGCCGCGGCGCGCGAGUAUCUGAACAGACUUCACCAUGAGGCCAUGUUGUACUGGACUAGACUUCGUUGGAGGAUGGAUUCCUGUUUCGGCGUUGAUAUUCUGCUUGCUUACUUGCUUGCCUGCUGUAUACCCCGACUCGAUUGGAUGGAUGGAUGUAUGUUCAUAAGACAUAGAAAGAUAGAGGUUUCUUACGGCAAGGAUCGGAGGGUCCAAUCCAUUUCCGGGCGCUGUAAGAGAAAAUGUGGAGGCGCUCGCGGUCUCGACCCUGCUAGCCGGGCCGAAACGCGCCACGCGGCCGGUCAGACAGCGAGCUGCGAUGGAGGAUGGGAUCUUCGACUGGAUUGCCGAGUUGCAGUCCCAGGGUUCAUCGCCUGUAAGCAAAC